Molecule: messenger RNA, 1647 nt
Organism: Ylistrum balloti
Lineage: Eukaryota; Metazoa; Mollusca; Bivalvia; Pectinida; Pectinidae
Product: carbohydrate sulfotransferase 1-like
Exons: 5
Coding region: 1-1647 (548 amino acids)
Biological process (GO): sulfur compound metabolic process; N-acetylglucosamine metabolic process
Molecular function (GO): N-acetylglucosamine 6-O-sulfotransferase activity
Source: RefSeq, a predicted model, not a curated record
AUGCCGACUGGUCCGAAUCAUCCUCCCUAUCUGCCUAGAGUCGACCGUAUGGUGAAGCGAACCACUUUAGUCGUGUUAAUCACACUCAUUGCAGUCACGUUCUUUACCGGGAGACAUUACUUGGUCAUCAACAGGACAUUUAAGAACAGUUUAUUUUACUUUGAUAAAUCAGCCCCUAUUGACGAUCCUGCUGUACACAGCACUCUAAGUAUCAACGAUGGUAUAAAACGUGGUCAGUGGGUGUCCAACAGACCAGGGAAUUUCCUGAACCGUGUCCGUGAAGAGGGACGAUCGAAAGGAACCGGAAAAAAUCAAUAUUAUACAGUAAAGGAGACCAUAAACAAUGGACAUGAUACUAUUGAAAACAUAUCAGUAACUCUAAAAAGGAAACCUGGCGAUAUACCCAUAGAAAACAGGAAAGCCAUUGAAGGUGUGGCUAAAGUAGUUCACACUAAUGUUGAAACAAACUACACGGCAGGUCAAAUGCGCUCAUUUAUAGGAAAAACAAAACUAACAGUGAAGAAUGACGUGAAUCUAAAAAAUAUAUCUAGAAUCCAGCCUAUUGAAGAAUCCCUUGAUAAGCAGAGAGAGGUUUCAAAGGACAGGGCCGCUUAUGUAACAAACAAAACUGACGUUGUAAGUGGGAAGAAGACUGAACUCAAAGGUAACACAUCGAUACUACUUCUGACGUACCUCCGCAGUGGUUCUUCUCUAACAGCCGACAUCGUACAACAGGUUCCUGCAGUGUUCUAUGCCUAUGAACCACUCAAACCUUACUUACGUUUAGCCGGUCGCAAAGAAGACUUUGGCUACUAUUCUAUGAACGGCAUUUGUUCGAUUUUCAACAUAAGCUGCAGGCCACCCAGUCAGAAAUCAGAAGAAGCACAGGUUGUCAUUGACGACAUCGUCCGUUACUACCAGUGUGACCUAGAUUCUUUUAUCCGACCAUUCCUGUGGAGCUCUUCCGGAAAAUCGGUUGUGAGUUACAAAAGUUGUAUAAAAACAUCCGCCAAAUUCAAAACAUUCGAAAGAAUUUGUCAAGCAAAGUGUACUAAUUCGGCGAAAUCUCUUAAAACUAUCCGAUUGUCAAUGGAUAUUGUGGAGAAAUUAAUGGAGAGACUUACAAAUUUAAAGGUUAUUCAUCUUCUUCGAGAUCCUCGCGGAAUGAUACGAUCCCGUCAAAAGGGAGGAUUUGUGAACAAGUCAAUGAAUUUAACAACAGUUGCAGGGUCUGUGUGUCAUAGGUUCGAACAGGAUAUAGAAAUAGCCACGGAACUUAGACGGAAAUAUCCCGGACGGCUGAAGACUUAUCUGUAUGAACAGAUCGCCGAACAUCCUAAACUUGCAUCGGAAAGUUUAUUUAAAUUUCUUGGACUGACAGCCCCUUCUAAUUUUUAUGAAUGGCUGCACAAUCAUACUGCUGCUGGCAACACCAGUUCAUUUUACGGUACCAGCCGACCUAAUUCGACAGUUACAGCAAACGCAUGGAGACGAACAUUGCCAUAUAGUGAUGUUAUAAAAAUUGAUAAAGAAUGUUUAAACUAUUACAAAUACACUGGAAUUCUAUCGGCUGAGUCUGAAAAAAUGUUAAAAGAUUUAAACUUUCCGCUACGAUCUUUGAGUCCACUCUUUGGAGAUUUUUUAUAA